UAAAAACUGCACCCAACUUCCCAGGCGCCCUCAUUGCCCGGCCGGACCCCAGCCCCCCGACAGGCUCGGGCCGCCGCGCUCGCCCCGUGCUCCGCCGGCAUCACCGCCCCCAGCCCAGCCCCGCGCACCGGACCCCGCACCCCGGACCCCCGCACCCCGGACCCCGGCGCCCCGCGCUCGCGCCUCGCACCAUGGACAAGUUGGGGUGGCACCUGGCCUGGGGACUGUGCCUCCUGCGGCUGAGCCUGGCGCAGAUCGAUUUGAACAUAACCUGCCGCUACGCAGGUGUGUUCCAUGUGGAGAAAAAUGGUCGCUACAGCAUCUCCAGGACGGAGGCUGCCGACCUCUGCAAGGCUUUCAACAGCACCCUGCCCACCAUGGCCCAGAUGGAGCGAGCCCUGAGCGUGGGCUUUGAGACCUGCAGGUACGGGUUCAUAGAAGGACAUGUGGUGAUCCCCCGUAUCCAACCCAAUGCUAUUUGUGCUGCAAACCACACAGGGGUGUACAUCCUCAUAUCCAACACCUCCCAGUACGACACGUAUUGCUUCAAUGCUUCAGCUCCACCUGAAGAAGAUUGUACAUCGGUCACACACCUGCCCAAUGCCUUUGAUGGACCAAUUACCAUAACCAUCGUUAACCGUGAUGGCACCCGCUACAGCCAGAAGGGUGAAUACAGAACCAACCCUGAAGACAUCAACCCCAGCAACCCCACUGACGAUGAUGUGAGCAGUGGAUCCUCCAGUGAAAGGAGCACUUCGGCAGGCUACAACAUCUUCCACACCCACCUUCCAACUGCAUACCCGACCCAGGACCAAGACAGUCCCAGGGUGUCUAGCAACUCAGAGCAUACCCCCAUUACCAUUACUUCAGCUGUGCACUCAAACAGCCAUGCAGCAGUUCAGGAGCAAAAUAAUUGGAUGUGGUCCUGGUUUGGUAACUCACAGCCUAAGACUCAGGAUUACACGGCAACAGCAACAACAGCUUUGAGGAGCUCUAGUGGUACAACUCCCAAAACAGCAACCAAGAGGCGAGAAGCCCAGGAUUGGCUUUCAUGGUGGUUUCAACCAUCAGAGUCCAAGAAUCAUCUUCACACAACGAUAAUGGCUGGUACGGAUUCAAGUAUCAUCUCAGCAGGCUGGGAACCAACUGAAGAAAAUGAAGAUGAAAGAGACAAACACCCCAGUUAUUCUGGAUCAGGCAUUGAUGAUGAUGAAGAUUUUAUCUCCAGCACCAUUCCAACCACACCACGGCUUUUUAGCCACCCAAAACAGAACCAGGAUUGGACCCCGUGGAGCCCAGGCGAAUCGAAUCCAGGAGUAUUACUUCAGACUACUGCAAGGAUGACUGAUGUGGACAGAAGUGGCACCAGUGCUAAUGGAGAAAACUGGACCCGCGAACCACACUCUCCUCUCAUUCACCAUGAGCACCAUGAUGAAGAGGAGGCCCAGCAUGCUACAAGCACAACAGAGGCAAUCCCUAGUAGUACAAUAGAAGAAACAGCUACCCAGAAAGAGCAGUGGGUUGAGAAUGGAUGGCAUGGGAAAUAUCCGCAGUCACCAAAAGAAGACUCUCAUUCAACAGCAGGGACAGCUGCCACAGCCCAAGACAGCCAUCCAGAUCAAAAAACAACGCAGAGUCAAGAGGACAGCUCCUGGACUUACUUCUUUGACCCAAUCUCACAUCCAAUGGGACCAGGGCAUCAAACAGAAAGAUGGAUGGAUAUGGACUCCAGCCAUAGUCCCACAAGUCAGCCUUCUGCAGAUCCGAACACACAUUUGGUGGAAGACUUGGACAGGAUAGGACCUCUUUCAAUGACGACUCAGCAAAGUCAUACUCAGAGCUUCUCCACAUCGCCUGAAGGCUUGGAAGAAGAUAAAAACCAUCCAAUGGCUUCUACUCCAACUAGCAAUAGAACUGAUGGCAGAGGUGGAAGAAAAGGUGGACAUCUUCCCGAAGACUCAGCUCCUUCAGUGGAAGCUUCUCCUUCUCACUCGCCAGCCACAAAUGAAUACAGGACCCUCAUCCCAGUGACCCCCGCUAAGACGGGGUUCCCUGGAGUUACUGAAGUUAAUAUUGCUGGAGAUUCCAAUUCUAACGUUAUUCAUUUCCUUUCAGAAGACCAAGACUCAUGGGUUCACCCCAGUGGGAGGUCCCAUACCACUCAUGGAUCAGAAUCAGCUGGACACUCAAGUGGAAGUCAAGAAGGUGGUGCAAACACAACCUCGGGUCCUAUGCGGAAACCUCAAAUCCCAGAAUGGCUCAUCAUCUUGGCCUCGCUCCUGGCCUUGGCUUUGAUUCUUGCCGUUUGCAUCGCUGUCAAUAGUCGAAGAAGGUGUGGGCAGAAGAAAAAGCUUGUGAUCAACAAUGGCAAUGGAGCAGUGGGGGACAGGAAGCCAAGUGGGAUCAACGGAGAGGCCAGCAAGUCUCAGGAGAUGGUGCACUUGGUAAACAAGGAACCCUCAGAGACCCCCGAUCAGUAUACGACAGCCGACGAGACACGGAACCUGCAGAACGUGGACAUGAAGAUUGGGGUGUAACUCCCACACUUGGUGACCUUGGAGAGAAAUGGCAGUUGGAGACAGAAUCAUGGCAAGGAGCUGGGACACUUCACAGAUGCAAUGUGCUACUGAUUGUUUCAUUAUUGGGGAUCUUUUUUUAGUAUAACGUUUUCUACUCCUUUUUUUGUUUUUUUGUUUUGCGUUUUGUUUUUUAAAGUCAGGUCCAAUUUAUAAAAACAGCAUUGCUUUCUGAAAUGAGGGCCCAAUGGAUAAUCCACAAGAAUUCGACUGUUCCAGUUCCCAUCUAAAAGCCUCCACCCCCUAGGAUGUGCUAUGGACAGCUUCUAACAGAAGGCACAUAUACAUCUUCUUGAUCCCCCACCUUCCCUCCCUUCCCCCUCUCAGGCAACAACCACCUGCUAAGAACAUCCCCCAGGGCUAAAAGGGAUUGGUCCCUUGGGAGGAUAUUUGAAUGGUACCACAUGCCCCCUGCCCCUCCUGCAGCCCAAUCCCUGGGCAUUUCUUUCCAGUGGGGUAGGGAGUCGGAAUGUACUGGUUACACAUCCACUUCUACAGACCAUCUGGAAAUUUUUCAGAUGCUUCUGGGAAAUACCCAAAAGGUGAAGCUAUUUAUCUGUAGGAUGCUAUUUAUCUGUUUUUUUGAAAUAUUAAACCCUGGAGGUCCUUUGAUCGAUAUGAUUUUUUUUUUGGUUACUUUGUCAGAGGCAUAAAGGGUUUAAGCUGAUUCAUAAUAAACAUCUGUACUUUUUCCAACUUAACCCUUUGUGCUGUGAUCCUUCAGCAAGGUCUGGUCCCCAGAAACUCAUCAGGAAGUUGUGAGAAGGUCCUCCUUGAAAGUCUUCAUCUCAGAGCCACUAAGCCCCCAUUCAGGCUCACUCAACCAAAUCUCAAAGAAAAUCAAGGAAGACAGUGCUAUUUUAUCUCUGGGGCUCCAAAGACUUUCUCCUGUCCUAGCACCAGAAUUGCAAGGGGAAGAGCCUCAACUGCUUUUAUGUGUUAAUGGCCACCAGUGCUCUGCCCUGAAAGGCUGGGAAAAGUCACAUUACAUUGCAUGACCUAUCCUUUCGUGGCACAGAUAGAUACCAGUUCAUAGAUGCUGACCCUGUGAAAUGAUGUCCAAAAACAAUAUGAAAGUACCUUUUGAGCUCUUGUAAUAAAAAGAAAAGCCAAUGGAGAUGAAAGAGAGCAUAGAUAGUAGCCAACUGAUUGCCACAGGUUGGGGAAGAGAGGAGGCUGUGUAGAUCCUGUUUGAGUAUUUUUAUGGCUGUAUUUGUUUAUACAUUUACAAGCCAGCUGUCUGUUCCCCGUGCAGUUGUUACUCUGAAUAGGUGAAGUGCCUGGGAAGUCCCUCAGAAGGUUACAGGCCUUCCCCACCAUUGGAAUCUUAGCACCAGAUAGGCAGGUUUAUGAACAAAUAAGAGAAUAAUAGCUUUAUCCCUUGCUUGGCAAGUCCUAAGAUUUUACUUAUAAGUUCAGAAGUCCCAUUGGUCCUGGAACUCCCAAAGAUGAUUUGUAAUAGAAGAAAAUGAAUCUAUAAAGUAAGGACUCCUCUAAAACGAGCCCUCCUUCCUUAUGCCCCCGUAAAAAGUCAUCUGUUGCCUAAACCGAUAGCUUUAACUGCUGAUGUUGCUAGGACUAGAGAGAGAGAAGAAGGGAGGAGAAGGAGGAGGAAAAGAAAAAGAGGAAAGAGGAGGUAGGGGGAGGAGGAGGAAAAGAAGAAAAUAGGUCCCACAUAGGGCUGGGCUUAUACAUGGGGUAAUUAUGAAGGAUCUGUUUUUAAAAGAGAUGCCCACUUUCUGCACUCAUUUCCAACUUCUGUUCUCCCCUAUCCACCCUCAUAACCUCCUCCCAAUCAUGAUCUUUGAAAAUUUCCUUCUCUUCUGUGAACUUCACUGGCCAGUGCCAUAUCCAGCUGUCUGGUUUUCUUUUUAUUUUCAAGUUGAAAAAAAGAAAUGGACAUAUAGCCACUCUGUUUUACAGCCACUAGUGUCCAGGUGCUUCCUGCUUUCCAAGAGCUUUCCUGGGUCUGCUGCUGACACGCUCACUCCAGCUCUUUAGCCACUCCCGGAUCAGGUUCAGGAGGGCUAUGCUAGGCUCUAUCUGUCCCCAGAUUCUCUUUGGGGUCAUGGAUAGUCUUACAAAUCUCACAGCUAGGGAUGGUUUUCCUCUUCUAGACAUUUCCAAUAAAUAGGCUGAGAUAGGUGAUUGUUUUCUGUUUUAUUUUAGAAUUUAAUAUGAUCUUUCCUUUUAUUAUUGUUGUAGUCUCUCACUUGGAUAUACCUCUGUGUUCUCCAAUAGCAAUGGGAGAGGCCCAGAGCUUCCAUCCCUUGGAUGUAAUACCCCUAUAAUAUUGUCCAAAGUUCAUGGAAUAAAAUGUAUUCUCUCCCAUUUGAAAUAACGGUGUAAUUCCAUUAAGCCAAGAGCUUAAGGUGUAAUUUUUCCUACAAUUGUAAAUCUUUUGUGUCUCCUGAGGGCUGCCUUUAAAUUAGCAUUGGGUGAAAAUAAAAGGGGGCAAGAGACACCUUCCUAUCCAUAUUUCAUAGAUUCUAGCCUGGCAGAAUGGAUUUUUCCAGCAGAACCUCUCAAAGUUUUAUAUUGAGACCGUGAUACCAAGAACUGAUUCCAUAGCCAAUGUUCAUUCAAUACUGGUACAGCAGAGGAGUGUGAGAAAGGAAUCUCUGACUUCUCUAGAAAUGUCAAGUGUACUUAAGUAGAAGAAUAACGUGGCCCAUUUGCCUUUAUGUAAUAGGUAUGCCUUUCUAUAAAUCACUUGUGUUGAGUUUUCAGAGAAUAGCUCAUUGUUCAUGCAUGUAUAGUGACCAUUUUUACUUCAAUUUUUCACAGGACACCCUUCCUCUGAUUUUUUGUAUAUUUAUUGAUGGACCAGUAAUAAUGAGGAAAGCAUGAUAUGUAUAUUGCCCAGUUGAAAGCACUUAUAGGAAAAUACCAAAAGGCUACUAUUAAAAGGUUAAAGCAAACGGA
This is a messenger RNA of Nyctereutes procyonoides (raccoon dog), 5501 nucleotides long. RefSeq names its product CD44 molecule (Indian blood group) (gene CD44). The record is from RefSeq and is a predicted model, not a curated record. Lineage: Eukaryota; Metazoa; Chordata; Mammalia; Carnivora; Canidae. Gene Ontology annotation, molecular function: cytokine receptor activity; hyaluronic acid binding. Gene Ontology annotation, biological process: inflammatory response; positive regulation of ERK1 and ERK2 cascade; cell adhesion. Gene Ontology annotation, cellular component: macrophage migration inhibitory factor receptor complex; plasma membrane; basolateral plasma membrane.